Messenger RNA from Pediculus humanus corporis (human body louse), 1758 nucleotides. Its product is annotated as Rac GTPase-activating protein, putative. Lineage: Eukaryota; Metazoa; Arthropoda; Insecta; Psocodea; Pediculidae. The record is from RefSeq and is a predicted model, not a curated record. The transcript is spliced from 10 exons. Gene Ontology annotation, biological process: signal transduction. Bases 1 to 1758 code for a protein of 585 amino acids.
AUGUCGUGGGAAUCUUCUUUACUUGCAAUACUUGAUGAAUUAAGACAAUCAAUUUUACUUUUACAAAAUGAUUGCACUGAGGAAUUUUUAACGUUUGUUACCCACCAAGAGCAAUGCCGCCAAAAAUGGCAAGAAUCAGUUUUAGAAUGUCAGAGAUUAAAAACAGAUUUGGAUUUACGUAAUGUAAGAUUACGUGAUUAUGAGAAAAAGCUCAACAGAGCAAGAUGUUUACUAGACAGUGAAAAAAGAAAAAGAAUAAAAGCUGAAAGAGAAAGGGAUGAAUUGCAAGAACAAGUUACUCAAAUAGAAGAAAUAUUAUCAUCUGUUAGACAUGCUGGUGAUAAAUUAGCUAAUGAAACUAAAGAAAAACUUGACAAAUUUUUAAAUACAACUUAUUCUAAAUUAAAAACAAAUACAAAUGUAUUGGGAUAUCAUUUAGAUACAAUAGAUGAAAUAAAUAGUUCACUUUUGUCCGAUCUUAGUUACACCAAAUCAGAUGAUUUUGUUGAAUGUGACACAGGUUCCGAUAGAGGUAUCCCUAAAAAACCUUUAAGAUCAACUUCUCCUGAUAUAAACGAGUUUCAAAUAAACAAAAGACGAAAAUCCUCAUGGGCUCAAAAUAAGAUAAAGAAAAUAGAAAAAAUAUCAUCGGAUCAGGUAAUUGCAAGAACAACUCUAACAUUGUCUAAACAAGGACCGAUAAUAGCAAGUUCCACAAUAGAAACGUUUCCAGAUGAUUUUCCUCAAGAUACCAAACCCUCGGCUCCUCCCAAACUAUCUUCGGACACGGACAGUGACGUCACGGAAGCAAUAAAUUGUUUUCAUCAUAAUUCAAGUCCUAUUUAUUCGAAAAAUAAAUUAUUUAAUCGACCACACUCUUUUCGAAAUAAAACUAAUUUGAAACCUACGGAAGAAUGCGGAGUCUGCAUUAAAAAAAUUAUGUUCGGGAAUAAAAUGUUUUACUGUUCGGACUGUAAAGUUAUGGUACAUCCAGAAUGUAAAGACAAAGCUCCGAUGCCUUGUUUGGCUGUUGUUGCGACUCCCAGAGGAACUUCCGGCACUACAAUUGCCGAUUUUUGCAGCAGAACACCUCCAAUGGUUCCUCCGUUAAUCGUUCACUGCGUGUUUGAAGUAGAAGCCAGAGGAUUGGGUGAAGUUGGUAUCUACAGAAUUCCAGGAUCGGAAAAAGACGUUCGCGCUUUAAAAGAUCGAUUUCUUCGUGGCAAAGGAAUUUGUUCACUUUCUGGUUACGACAUUCACGUUGUUUGCGGCACGAUCAAAGAUUUUCUCAGGAGUUUAGGCGAACCACUCGUUACUUUUUCCUUAUGGCCUGAAUUUAUUCGUGCAAGUGAAAAUGAAGAUGUGUCCGAAAGAACGUCGGCUUUGUAUCAAGCUGUUUCUCAACUGCCUCAACCCAAUCGAGAUACUUUGGCUUUUAUGAUGCAACAUCUUCAAAAAGUCUCUCAAAGUCCUGAUUGUAAAAUGUCAAAAAGUAAUCUUGCAAAAGUAUUUGGACCGACCAUCGUGGGCUACUCCAGAAUCGAACCUGUAAGAAAUGAGAUGUAUGUUGAAACAGCUCAACAGACGCAGGUUAUCGAAUGUUUGCUGGACAUGCCCGGGGAAUAUUGGUAUAAUUUUGUAAACAAUGAACCCGAUGAAAACAUUCAGCCAUCGACACCAGUAUUAUCACUGAAUUAUCGUCGAUUAAAUCGUAAUAAAAAUAGAAAAGUUUUCAAUACUCCUCCAGUUACGAAAUGA